CCCUUUGCCAGCCAGCUGGUGUAAUGCUAAAAGAAACACGGAUAUUUUUUUGUUUCAGGGCAAGGAGAACACCGUUGCAGUUGCAUGUGUAGAAAAGAGCUACAGCUGUUUUGGAAGAGGAAGGAAACAGCAAUGUAUAACAGAUGUGAUAAUUCCGUGACUCUCAUCUCGUGCAAAUAAAACGGAAUGUCAGCAAAAGCACAUAAAUAAAAAUAAGGGAGAAACCCACAACACAAAAUUAGAAAGCAGGAGAAUAUCGACCAAUCAAGAAAAAAGAAACUGGCAGAGAUAUUUGUUUUUCGAGAUGAAUUUCAAGCAUUUGCUCACCCUGUUCACCGGCCUGAUAGAAUGCAUGUGCUUUGCAGGGAUCACCUUUGGGUGGGCAUCUCUUAUGUUUGUGCUAAAGAAGGAGAAUUAUUUUCAGGAUUUGUGUCCUUCCUCGGGGAAUCAAAGCGUUAAUACAACUGAGAGCUGUCCACAACAGGAUGAACGCUUCUCUCUCAUAUUCACCAUUGCUACUUUUAUGAAUAAUUUCAUGACUUUUCCAUGUGGAUAUAUUUUUGAUCGCUUUGGAACUGCAGUGACUCGAUUUAUAGCAAUAUCAAUCUACACUGCAGCCUUACUGCUUAUAGCACUGUCCAGUGCAGACACAGCCAUACUCUUGUUCCCUGCACUUCCAUUGCUAGCAACGGGGGGAAUACUCCUUAUGCUAACUAACAUGCAGGUGGCAAAUCUCUUUGGUAAACAUCGUUCCACCAUUAUAACAUUUUACAAUGGGGCCUUUGACUCAUCCUCUGUUAUUUUCCUGAUUUUUAAGGUGCUGUACCAGAACGGGGUAUCCUUGUAUGCUGCGUUUGUCUUUUAUUCUUGUUGCAGUAUAUGGCACAUUGUAAGGACGCUUUUUCUGAUGCCCAAAAUGCAUAUUCCACAUCCUGUUCCAGAAGGGUACAGCUAUGGUAGCUUGCAGUGCCAGAAAUCGGACACAUCAAACCAUCUAGAAUCUUCUAGGCUGUCAAAUUCUGAAAAGCAGUGUGGUUCAGUGGAACAGGUGGCAGAUGGAAAUAUAAAUAGUCUUUUAGAGAAUGAGAAUAAGGGUGUAGUCCCAUUCUGGCAGUGUGCAUUCUCAUCAUUGUUUGCUUUCCACUUCAUCUGGCUGUCUCUCAUGCAACUUCGGCACUAUAUGUUUAUUGGGACAUUAAACCCUACAGUGACACGUCUCAGUGGAGGAGACCAAGACAUAGUCAGCCACUUCACUAAUGUUUUUGCAAUAUCACAGUUUUGUGGCGUUAUAUGUGCUCCUUGGAAUGGUCUUCUCAUGGACAGACAUAAGCGGAAACAGAAAGUUUCAGACUCAUCGGUAGACCUACGUGCUUCUGUCCUCUCAUUGACUGUCACAACCGCACAGUGCUUGCUCUUCUCAAUCUGUGCCGCACUUUCGAUGCUCCCUGCUCUGUAUCCAACAUUUAUCCUGCAAGUCUUGAACCGCUCAUUCUUAUAUGGAGGAAGCGCAGCAUUCCUGGCCAUAGCAUUUCCAUCUGAACACUUUGGGAAACUGUAUGGAUUGGUGAUGUGUCUGUCUGCAGUGGUGUCUCUUCUUCAAUACCCAGCAUUUUACAUCAUCAGGACCCAUCUACAUGGUGACCCUUUUUAUAUUGAUAUUACUCUCCUUAUCCUGGUGCUCCUUACAUUUAUUCAUCCUAUUAACGUUUUUCGUGUUUGCAAACAGAAGAAGCAUGCAAAGGAGGGAUAACAAUUUUAUCAUCUAUAUUAAUAAAAAGCAAAUAAAGCAAUAAAACAAGAUGGCGGAUUACAUAAA
Spea bombifrons (plains spadefoot toad) is the source of this 1816-nucleotide messenger RNA. RefSeq names its product solute carrier family 43 member 3 (gene SLC43A3). Lineage: Eukaryota; Metazoa; Chordata; Amphibia; Anura; Pelobatidae. Gene Ontology annotation, molecular function: transmembrane transporter activity. The record is from RefSeq and is a predicted model, not a curated record. The transcript has 13 exons. Bases 305 to 1750 code for a protein of 481 amino acids. Gene Ontology annotation, biological process: transmembrane transport.